AUGCUUCUCACGACUAAGAGCGCGGCCUUGAUCUUGGGCGCGGCCCUUGCUUCAGCCACUCCUGUGAAUGUCACAGCAUCGCCGGCAUCGAACUGCAACACCCGUCAGUUUCUCACCGUGCCCACGUCCAACGGUCCCAUCACCGGCCACCAAGCGUCCAACUCGGCCUGCGUGAUUGAAUACCUGGGCGUUCCCUUUGCGCAGCCGCCUGUUGGAGACUUGCGAUUUGCAGCACCCGCCAAGAUCAAAUCCAAGAAGCCCUAUGUGGCUGCUAGUUUUGGAUUUGAUUGUCCUUUGACGCCCUCGAAGCCUGUCGAUUAUCCCGGGUUUACGCCCCAAGCGCAGCAGAUUGUCAGCUAUUUCGCCUCCGCGGCGGGCACUCCCCAGAGUGAAGAUUGCCUUACCCUCAACAUUUGGUCCAAGGCCACUCAGAAUGCAUUGAAAGCGAAGAAGCCUGUCCUGGUGUUCUUCUAUGGAGGCAGAUAUACCAUUGGAAACACCGACAGCCCGUUUUACUCUGGCAAAUACUUUGCCGACGCCGAGGAUAUUGUCGUCGUUACGGUCAACUACCGAAUCAACAUUUUCGGCUUCCCUGGUGCCCCCGGCGAGACGCAGAACCUCGGUCUCCGCGAUCAGCGAGCGGCCGUCGAGUGGGUUCGAGACAACAUCAAGCAGUUCGGCGGCGACCCCAGCAAGAUUACCAUCUCGGGCCAGUCUGCGGGAGGUGUUGCUGUUGACUACUGGACCUACGCAUACAACAAGGAUCCCAUUGUCAACGGCGUCAUUGCGCACUCGGGCAAUGUCUUCAGCUUCCCCGUCAACGCCCCGGGCGUCCCCGAGAAGAAUUGGGACACUGUUGUGGCGGCUGUGAACUGCACUUCUGCCAGCGAUGUCAUGUCUUGCAUGCGUCAGGCUGACUGGACAAACAUCAAGGCCGCUGCGGCUGGCAUCAAGCCCACGCCGAGCAGCAGUGUUCUGCGUUCCAUUCCUGCGUUCUACCCGAUCCCGGACGAACAGAUUGUAUUCUCUGACUAUCUCUCAUUGACCAAGGCUGGUAAUUUUGCAAAAGUGCCUCUCUUGUUGGGAAAUAACAACAAUGAGGAUGGAUACUAUCGCAUCCCGGCCUUCGCCUCUGGCAUCGUGCCGACCGCUGACCAGGUGGUGUCUUUCCUGCUGGAAUCUUUCACCUGUCCCGUGUCCCACCAGGCCAAAGCUCGACGCAACCGCGGGGUGCCAGCCUGGGCUUACCGAUACAUGGCUGACUGGGAUAACACUCGUCUCUAUCCCACCAGCGGUGCUUAUCACGGCGUCGAUCUUCACAUGAUCUUUGGAGCGUCCGCGGAUGUCAGCGGAUUGCCCACGACCGCAGACCAGAGAAGCCUCACGAAGCUGAUGCAACACGCUUGGUUUACCUUUAGCAACAACCCUUCCUCAGGCCUCAGCAGCCUUGGAUGGCCUCAGUUCAACGAGAAGAAGGCCUCAUUGAUCGUGCUUGGCCAAAACAACAGCCCCAAGGCACAGUUUGUGUCUCCGUCGGUGUUUGACCUUACAUGCCCUAACAUUACCUUGGCUGGUUUGGGAAGUGCUGUAUCCACAGUGGCCGAUGCAGUAUUGCGGCCGCUGUUGGAGUAUUAG
Molecule: messenger RNA, 1635 nt
Organism: Trichoderma aggressivum f. europaeum
Lineage: Eukaryota; Fungi; Ascomycota; Sordariomycetes; Hypocreales; Hypocreaceae
Exons: 2
Coding region: 1-1635 (544 amino acids)
Source: RefSeq, a predicted model, not a curated record